ACUACAUAACUUAUUUGUCCAUCAUGUUUACAACUUGUGAAAACAUUCUUCCCAAAACGGUCAAAGUUUUCUACUUUAAAUUUCAACUGAUCUCUCUAAAUGUCUCGUCGAUCGGUAAAAGUUGCAGUCAUCGGCGCCGGAGUAUCCGGCCUCAUCGCCGCCCGUGAGCUACAACGCGAAGGCCACAACGUCGUCGUUUUCGAAAAAAACAACCGAAUAGGAGGAACCUGGGUAUACGACCCCAAAACAGAAUCCGACCCACUUAGCAUUAACCCGACCCGAGAAACCGUUCACAGCAGCGUUUACCAUUCGCUACGCACAAAUCUUCCAAGACAAAUCAUGGGGUUUUUAGAUUACCCGUUCGCGAAGCGCGAUUCGGGUGACCCGAGAUCGUUUCCGGGUCACGAGGAAGUGCUUCGUUUUUUGGAGGAGUUUGCGGGUGAGUUCGGGAUUUGUGGGUUGACCCGAUUUGGAACGGAGGUUGUGAAGGUUGAGAGGGAAGGGAAUGAGUGGGUUGUUGAGUGGAGGUUGACUCGGGGUGAUGACUCAGUGAGUCGAGAAGUGUUUGAAGCGGUUGUUGUUUGUUCGGGUCAUUUUGUUGAACCGAAACUUGGUUUGGUUCAUGGAAUUGAAAAGUGGCGUCGCUUUCAAAUGCAUUCUCAUAAUUAUAGAGUUCCUCAUUCUUUCAAAGACCAGGUUGUGAUUUUAAUUGGGCUAGGACCUAGUUCAUUUGACAUCUCAAGAGAUAUUGCAGGAGUAGCAAAGGAAGUUCAUGUUGCAACAAGACUGAAUCCAGAUUUGAAGCAUAUGAAGUUAGAAAAUGUUCGCAAUAUAUAUUUCCAUACUUUGAUUAAAUGUGUCAAUGAAGAUGGCUUGGUUGCUUUUGAAGAUGGAUUUUCUAUUUAUGCAGAUGCCAUAAUUCACUGUACAGGGUACAAAUACCACCAUCCUUUCCUAGAAACCAAUGGAAUAGUAACCAUUGAGGAUAAUCGCGUUGGGCCACUGUACAAACACGUUUUUCCUCCUGCACUGGCUCCAUGGCUCUCUUUCAUUGGUUUAAUAUUUAAGGAUACUCUUUUCCAUGUAAUUGAGUUACAAGCCAAAUGGGUUGCAAAAGUUUUAUCUGGUAAGGUUGUUUUACCUACGGAAGAAGAGAUGAUGGAAUCUGUAAAAGAGUUGUAUAAAUUCAUGGAGGAAAAUGGUUUGCCAAAGCGUUACACUCAUUCGCUUCGGCCAUUUCAGGUUGAGUACAAACAUUGGCUAGUGUCAGAGAUUGGGCUACCUCCGUUGGAAGAUUGGAGGGAUAAUAUGUUGAUGGAGUGUUACAAGAAAUUAAUCGAAAUGAACGAAAUGUACAGAGAUGAAUGGGAUGAUAAUUAUUGGGAUUCCAUUAUUCAGAGUGGAUCAGCUUCCUAAAAAUCAAAGAUAUUGAUCAAUAUCUCGUGCUAAUUGUAAAAUUGGGUUGUCUUAAGAAUAUAAUUUGAUGUAUUUGGUUGAA
Cicer arietinum (chickpea) is the source of this 1498-nucleotide messenger RNA. RefSeq names its product flavin-containing monooxygenase FMO GS-OX5-like. The record is from RefSeq and is a predicted model, not a curated record. Lineage: Eukaryota; Viridiplantae; Streptophyta; Magnoliopsida; Fabales; Fabaceae. Gene Ontology annotation, molecular function: flavin adenine dinucleotide binding; N,N-dimethylaniline monooxygenase activity; NADP binding.